UCUACUCGCAUCUUGGUUGCUUGAUUUACAGAGAUUGACGCCGGCUGAAAAUUCCUGGUCUGCCAAGACCAAGAUGGGGCAGAGGAUGGCACUGGUGCAUCACAGGCUUAAUUUGCUUGACGACAGCAGACACGUUCAGGAGGACGGUGAUUUCAAGGAUGAGGAGUUAGCUAUUGUUUUUGGUGAACAGUCUAAAGAACUUGAUGACUAUAUUAUUUUAAAAAGGAAGAGAGGGAGGCAAGCAGCAGGUGCUGAAUCUUCCAAGAGCAAGAUGGAGCAGAAGGGGAUAUUCUUCAACAGCGGCAGGAGUAGCGAUUGCAAGAGUGACAAGGAUGAUGAUUUUGAGACAAGUAGCAACAAUGAUGAUUUUCAGACGACAAUGAAGAGAGGGAGGCCAACAGGUUCAAAAUCUGCCAAGAGUAAGAUGGAGCAGAAGCGGUUAUUGUUUGACAGCAGCAGCAGUAGCGAUUGCAGGAGUGACAAAGAUGAUGAUUUUGAGCCGACAACGAAGAGAGGGAGGGCCCCAGGUUCCAAAUCUGCCAAGAGCAAGAAACCGCAGCUGGUUGACAGUAGGAGCCGAAGCAGUGAGGGCAAGGAAGACAAGGAUGGUGAUUUGGAGCCAGAGGUAUCUGAUGAUGAUGGCAGGGAUAAAUCUGCACGAAUCUUGAAAACAAAUUGUAGUGUUAAGGACUUCUAUGGCACUGCUUGGGACAGAGCUGUGAAGGUCAAUGAGAAAUUGCCAGAAGAAGGCCCAAGCUUUAUCAAGCUUAUGCUGAAGUCACAUGUUGUUAGGGGUUUUUGGCUGGGGCUCCCGGUUAGCUUUUGCAGAAAUUAUCUUCCAGACCAUGAUGUUACAGUUGAAUUAGAAGAUGAGGAUGGCCACAGCUAUGAUACAAAUUACCUAGCUCGCAAGGGGGGACUCAGUGGUGGGUGGCAUGGAUUUGUGGUACAACAUGAUCUUAAAGUAGGCGAUGCCGUGGUCUUUCAACUCGUGAGACCAACAAGAUUUAAGGUGUACGUACUAAGAGAAAAUAAGUUCACUACAACUGAUGGAGCCCUUAGUCUCCUGAAUUUGGACACAUCCAAGGAAAACAAUAUAUCAGAAGAAAAUAGUUCGGAUGAUGAUGUCAUGUCCAAGGAGGAUUCAGAAGGUACCAGACUCGGUGGCAAUGGAACCAAUGAUGACAGCAGCAACCUAGCCAUUGAAGAAGCAGCGGACAACGACGGCAUCAGAUCUCCAGACCACCCAGACACCGGUUUCAACACCAUGACAAGCCUUAGAGACUUCAAGAUCGUGAUCGAUGGCUCAGCCAUCGACCGCAAACUAAUUCCGGCUCACAUGCGCACGGCAUAUUACGAGCUCUGCCUUGCACGGAAGGCAUUCCUCCACAGGGGUCUGCUGAAGCAGAUAAGCCCAAUGUUCGCUGCAGGAGUGAUCAUGGAGACGGUCAACAUCGCCGUGGGCAUCAGGGCCUCCUCUGCAUCUUCCUCUUCCCUGGAGGACCUUGCGGCGUGGAAGAAGAUUUUGGAGUCCUUUGAGUUCCUUGGAAUGGACGUCGCCUUCCUGCGCAAGCGCGUUGACGGCCUACUUGCCCUCCUCACUGCUCAGCCAGACCUCCAGGUUGCCGCACAGGAGUGUGAGGAGUAUGAAAAAGUCAAGCUGGAGAGGAAUAAUGCCGCAGAAGAAAUGAGAGCCCUUGAGUCGAGGAUGUCAAGCCUCAAGGAUGCCCUGGAGGAGAUGGACGUGGAGAUGAAAGAGAUGGUAGAGUCGAGCGCGAGGAAGAAGAAGGACCAGGCUAUGCGGCAGCUGGCGGCCGCACCAUGGUGAUCGACGACAUCUCGUGCGCAUGUUCUGUAACUAGCUUAGGGUUAACCUAUGUAUCAGUUCUAAUUGAACUUUUUUUUCCGUGCAAGCUCUAGUUAAAUGUUGUCUAUCUAGAUGGGUAGUUUGGUACAGCAACGUAUCUAGGAUGCCUUUUUUUUUGGGUGCACAUCAGCUUCAACUUGUGCGCAGCUAGCAAUGCUGCAAGAUGGAAUGAUGAAAUGUAGCCUUGCGUGUUUAUUA
Messenger RNA from Lolium rigidum, 2065 nucleotides. RefSeq names its product B3 domain-containing protein Os01g0234100-like. Gene Ontology annotation, molecular function: DNA binding. The record is from RefSeq and is a predicted model, not a curated record. NCBI's taxonomy places the organism in Eukaryota, Viridiplantae, Streptophyta, Magnoliopsida, Poales, Poaceae. The transcript is spliced from 10 exons. Bases 74 to 1828 code for a protein of 584 amino acids.